This is a messenger RNA of Patella vulgata (common limpet), 2685 nucleotides long. Its product is annotated as synaptosomal-associated protein 29. The transcript is spliced from 3 exons. Bases 75 to 848 code for a protein of 257 amino acids. Gene Ontology annotation, biological process: exocytosis; synaptic vesicle priming; synaptic vesicle fusion to presynaptic active zone membrane. The record is from RefSeq and is a predicted model, not a curated record. NCBI's taxonomy places the organism in Eukaryota, Metazoa, Mollusca, Gastropoda, Patellidae. Gene Ontology annotation, cellular component: plasma membrane; SNARE complex. Gene Ontology annotation, molecular function: SNAP receptor activity; syntaxin binding.
CUUCUAUAAAAAAAAUCGACGAAGGUUAGUCUACUCAAUUAGGUCUUCUCCGUAGCCAUUGCUCCUGUGGCAAAAUGUCUAAAUAUCCGAAAAAUUCGAACCCUUUUGAGGACGAUCAUUAUAAUUUUGGAAAUAAGGCGUCGACCAAUCAAGAAAAUGGUUUCACAGAAUCUGACCUGCGAAGACAAAAAUGGGAAGAAGCGUAUGCUUCAGAAGAUCGUCAACUUGAAAGUACGAGAAGAGCGAUGGCCAGUAUUUACGACUCAGAGAGUAUUGGAAUAGCAGCGGCCGAGGAAUUGGUGCGUCAAGGAGAAAUUUUAGACAGUGUUGAAACAAAGACUGGGAAUAUUAAUCAAAAUCUAAAAUCAUCUCAAGGUCAUUUAAACUCUAUUAAAAGUGUGUUUGGUGGUAUAAAAACAUGGUGGCAGGGCGGUAAUACUACAACACCAAGAGAACCUGUUAGUUCACCGAGAAAACUACAAAAUACCAUUGAUAAGGAAAAGCAAGCUGUGGCCGCUUCGCCUAAAUUAAAAAGUGGUGACGUUAGUGGCUUUUAUGAUGAUAGUGAUGAAAAUUUAGACUCACGAUUUCUGGCUGGUUCUAGUGGUAAACACCCAGGACAACAAAAAAUGUUUCAACCAGUGACUAACAGUGCAAGAGAAAAAGAUAUAGAUGAAAAUCUUGUUCUGAUGUCUGCAGGAAUGGCCAGAUUAAAAGGGCUGGCUACCGGGCUUGGAGAUGAAAUUGACACACAAAAUGAACAAUUAGAUCGAAUUAAUCGUAAAGUUGAUGUAGCUAAUCAUCGCCUUGAGGGUCAGAAUAAACAAAUGAGGGGUAUUCUCAAAUGAGCUCAAAGAUAAUUUACGAACAGUAUUAGUGAUAUAAAGAUUGCAUGUACUCUUCACUUCUUAGACAAAACUGUACACAGAUACAAUGUAUUUAUUCAUCAGUGACUCUAGGUUUUUGUAAUAUAUUUGUUGGUGAAAAUUAAGACUAAAUAAGAACUGUUUACAUCAUCAAUCAUCUUUCUAUAAAAAGUGAUGAUCCCCGAAAGAUAAGUUGUUUCACAAGGUGGCAAAGCAGUUUCUAUUGAAAAUCUAGGAAAGAUUAAGACACUAACCAUUUAUUAGGAGAAACAGAUGGACAAUGAAACUGACAAAUAUUCUCAUCUCAACCAUAUCAUUUGUUUUGUACUAUUCACACAUUUGAGAUGGACAAAAUCAGGGAUUUCGUUCAAUACUUGUAUACAGCAUAAUUGUAUAUCUUUUGAUCAGCGGGACAUUUUUAUACGCCUACAUUUUCAUGUGGACGUAUUAUGCCGUCGCCCCUGUCCGUCCGUCCGUCCAUCCGUCCACAAUUGUUUGUGGACUCUCUACAGGUCACAAUUCUUAUUCGAUUUCGACGAAACUUGAAAUAUAGGUUUAUCCCCAAAAGAUCUCGGCUGCUUUCGAUAUUGGCAUGUAUCGGAUCGAAACUUCAUGGAUUAUGGCCCCUGUUUGUACGAAAAAUCACGUUUUUAGCUUGUGGACCCUAUAGAGGUCACAAUUUUUAUCCGAUUUUGUUGAAACUUGAAAUGUAAGUUUAUAACCCAAAGAUCUCAGUUCCUUUCGAUAUUCGUGCAUAUCAGACCGUAACUUCCUUAAUUAUGACCCCUGAUUGUACGAAAAAUCACGUUUUUAGCUUGUGGACCCUAUAGAAGUCAUAAUUUUUACCCGAUUUAAAAAACUGUAUUAUUAUAUCACCGUUACACCCUGAGGACGACUGAGUUCGAAUUUCGUGAAAAUCGGCCCAAAAUUGACAGACAAAAUGGCUGCCGUUCGUUUAGUUCCUUUCGAUAUAUGCGAUAUGCGCAUAUCGAAUUGUAAUUUCCUGAAUUAUGGCCCUUGAUUGUAGGAAAGAUCACUUUCUUGUUAGCUUGUUCUCUAUCCAUCUCUCGAAAAUGUGGGCGUAUCCUGCCUGGCAGCCGCUGGUUUAUUAAUGUUGUAAGCAAUUUUUUUUUUUACAUUUGUUGAGGUUGUCACAGACAGUGUUUAUAUUUUGUUCAUUAUUAAUAUUCCAAAAUAUAUACGAGACAUAAUGUGAUGUAAAUCUAAGAUAAAGUACUAUGCUGUUAAACACAAAAUUAAAUGUAUGCUAGAAUGUGUAAUAAUUUUUCAUGAUAUACUGAGAUCCAUUGAAAAAGCACAACUGAUUUGACUGAAAAGUAAAAUUGUUAUGAUGGCCUUUAGUUGGUUGUUGAUUUUCUUGUAUUGGUAAAUGUCCAGUCUACAAUCAUGCCAAAUUCCACAUUUCAGCUGAUACAUUUUCAUUGCUAAUCAAAACAUUCCUCUCAAUUGUGUUAUUUAGCUGCUUUAAGUAAUUGUGUAAUAUUUGUUGUUUAUUUAUUUCUCUUAUGUAUAUUAUCAUUUGUAUAUAAAACAUUAUAUAUUCAUUUAUUGGCCAGGUAGACUACAGUUAUAAAUUUAUUAGAUCUAGAAGUUAUUAUAAUAUCACAUUUUCCCAGCCAGAUUAAAAUUUCGGUCUGCUUUAAAUAUGCACUACUGAAAAUUUUCAAUUUCACAUAAAUGUUUAAAAUGACUCAGUUUGUUUCUCUCGAUAAUGUAUUACACAUACUUAAGCAAUAAUUUUUCUUGUAUUAUUUUUCACCAGGCUAUUGACUGUACUAAUAAAAUCAUAUCAAGUAAA